Molecule: messenger RNA, 4166 nt
Organism: Pelodiscus sinensis (Chinese soft-shelled turtle)
Lineage: Eukaryota; Metazoa; Chordata; Testudines; Trionychidae
Source: RefSeq, a predicted model, not a curated record
GCUGCCCGGGGCCCUGGGCGAGCUGGUGAGGGAAGCCCCGGGAAGGUCCAUGCGGGUGGCAGCGGGCCUGUACGAGGUCUACGAGAUGGACCGGCAGAGGAAGCUGCGGCAGUGCCGGGAGGAAAGAGAAAGGAUUAUCCGAGCGGAGAAGAGAAGGAUUUUCACUCCCUUGAUGAUAAGCAGCCUCCCUUCCUCCCCUGCUGCCAGACUCUCCUUCAAAACCACCAAUGGGAGCUGUGACCUAACCCCAGGGCCAGGGGCUCCUACUGGCGGGACCAAGACCAAGAGCCACUCUUUGGACUCCCUGCAAAAACGGAGAGAGGGAUUCUCUGCCAAAACCUCCUCUGAAUCAGGCACAUCCUCAUCCUACAGUGGAGAAAGCUUGAGGGACAGAUGGCCCAAAGGGAACCCCCUGGUGGGCCGAAGCUUCAGCCUGGGGGAUCUGAGCCACUCCCCACAGACCACGAAGAAAGUGGAGAAGAUCGUCAAGGAGGUGAAGAAGAAGAAAGGCCUCAAGGAGGUGCCCCAGAGGGACAGAAAAAUAGCUGCCCUGAUGAUAGCCAAGCACCAGGAGGAGAACAUCCUGAGUGAGCAGAGGUAUGCUGCCCACCUCCAGUGGGACAGCCAGCGGCGACGGGCCGAGCAGCUGAAGGAGCAGGAAGAGAGAGAGAAGCAGAGGGCUCUGCUGCAGUGCCAGAAAAUGUGGGAGUCCAAGGUUGAGAAGCGCCGUGGGAAGCUAACUAAAGGGCUGAAGGAGACAGCCAUGAUAAAGCAGAGGCAGUGCCUGAUGUAUGAAGAGAGGUGGAAGGAGCAGGCAGAGAAGCAAGACAGAAUGAAAAGGGAUAAGCUGGAGCGGGCCAUUCUGGAAGACAAGCAGAAGAAGCUCCAUCAAGAGCACAACUUGAAGGUAAAGGAAGAAGACAAGAAAGAGUUCCUGGAACGAGAAGAACAGCUUUUGCAGGAUAAGCUGUCCUCAGCUGCACAGAAGAAGCUGAAAAAGGAGGUGCAGUUGCAGAAGGAAAAGAAGUUGCUCAACCAAGCUGAGAAAUUGAAGCAUGAGACUCUGCUCAAGGAACUGGCCAGGCAAGAGGCAGAGGAGAAAGAGAUGCUAAAGACCUCCCUGGAGGUUAACCUGCACAAAGCCCAGGAGAACUAUGAGCAGCUAAUGGAGAAGAGGAACCAAGAGCUAAGAGAGAAGGCUAAGCGGGAGGAAAUGCAAAUUCAAAGGGCCAAGCUGGCAGCAGAGAGGAAGGAGAGGGAGCAGAAGGAGCACUUGGAGGCUCUGGCCAAAGCGACAGAGAGGAAACUCCAGCAUGCUGCCCAGGUGGCUGAGGAGGUGGUCCAACAGAAAGCACGCAAGGUGGUCCUCAGCCGGCUGGAGAAAGAGAAAAUGCAGAAGGUGAACAAGCAGAAGGUGGAGCAGUAUGAGGACUUCCGACGCCGGGAGAUCCUUCUGUCUAUUGAGAAGAAGCUGGAGAGGAGCGAGCAGAUCUUCAAGGAGAAGAAGACUGUCUUAGAAAAUGCCAGGUCAGUCGCCCGGGCAUCCUUCCAUGUCCGGGAAAAGGUGCGGGAGGAAACGAACAUGCGCACCUUUGACAAGAUGGUCUUUGAGGCAGAAUUGCAUGCCAGCUUGGAUAAAAAGUGAAAGGUCUUUUUUUUUUCCCUGUGGAUAAGUGAGAAAUACAUCAUCUGGUACCCAAAAGAACACAUUAGAAAGCUUUCAUAUUCUAAAAUUUUAGUUUUUAAACCUGAUUUAUUAUUUUUUGGGGAGCACAGCACAAACCCCAUGGCAGCUAUUUUACAUACCUUUUAAAAAUGCUUUUGUUUUGGAGAUUGUUUUACAAGACUGACCUUUGUUAUCUCUGCCAGAAGAGAAGUUACCCCAUCUCACACAAAGAUGUGGUCAAGGAUUAAAGCAAAAGCACACAAAUUUACUCAAAUUAGGGUUGUAAUGGCAACUUAUCAGAAACCUGUGGAACGUGUCAAAUUUGCCUAAAAUGGAGCACAUUGCAGUCACUCAUCUUUAUUAUGACAAGUUAAAUCAGUAGGGACUACAUAUCUCAGCAUGUAAUACUUCAUUUUUGAGUAACUUUCAGUUUGGGUCAAGCUGAGAACUGUCAUCUCAUGUCAUGCUUCCAUACUAAAGAUGAGGAUGACCCCAUUAUAGAACUUCAUGGGGUGCAUUUGACACAUGGAUUGCACUUUAUCCACUACUGAUGUAAAAUGUGGAAAGAGAGGUGCCUAUAAUAAGAAUUUUUAAUGCCAUGCAAGAGGCUGGGCAGAUACUGCAAAAAGCUAUUAACAAACAUUUACUCAAAUAAAUCCCCAAAGUUCCUUUUGAUAAUCCUAUUCACAACCCCUUGUAUUCGUUUUCACAGAUAAUCACACGAAAUCAUUUUUGUUUGCAAAAAUGUUUGCAGAAAGGGAAAUGAUGACAAAUACUGCAAAUAUGCAUUCCUGGGGAAAUUUGCACCAGAAGUGAUCGUGUGGCCUUCUUGAAAGCUCUGUAUAUGUGUUAUGGAGUUAUCAAUCAGGGAACAGAAAACAAUACCAUGUGACUUAGAUGACCAAUCACCCACAGCUUUAAUAGCAAAUUAUGAAUAACUAGUAUCAAUAGCGAUAGUGAAAGGUUCAUGAGCAAUCCAUAGUCUGAAAUAUGUUUGCACAAACCAUUCACUAAAUAAUGGACAAACUUCUGAAAAUCUGCCUGUUUACAAUCGUGUGAAAAGAAAAGGGGAUUAAAUUUGUCAAGUAAAUUAUUUGCAGCAAAUAGUUCACCUAGCUCUAAUUGUCUUACUAUACAUUACAACAUGUAUUUGUCCAUGGGUGCUAAUGAUUAUUCUGUUCUUUAUGGCACGUAAAACAAAAAAAAAUGCACAUUCUGGGACAAAUUAUGUUUUGCUGUGCAUUCAUUCGGUACAGGAAUGUGGCAUUUUCACAACUCUAACUAGAUUUCAUGUACAGUGGAAUGAGCCCUACUGCUGUUAGGGAACUGAGGCUGUGAAAAGCCUGCUCACACCUCAUGGAAAACAUUCAAUAUAGAGAGAUCAUUCUGCUCAGAUUUUCUGCAUUUAUUUUCUCCUUAGGUAUUGCUCUGAAAACAUAGCUGCUCAAAACCAAAAAAGUUUUGCCAUGUUUCUUACAAGUUCAUGGUGCACAAGCAGCUUGUUCUGCAGCUUGGGAGGCAUAGUCCACUGUCUGUGACAGCAUCUCAGGAUGUGGAAAUUGUGAUGAUGUCACAAACAGAACACAAUCCCGUCAGAUGAAAGAGCAGCAGGAGUGGCAAAGCUUCUGUGUUUGUAUAAAUGGCUCUAAUAAUACAAAAUACAAAAGACACGAGAGACAAUAUAUAUGUUGCAUUUUCUAGAUUCAUUUCUAAACAGAAUGCUCUUCAAAGUUUUCCUUGAGAUGGCAGAAGAUUUCAAAAGAUUCUAAAGAGAAUGUUAUGGCAAUGGUAAUGUUAGACCACUAUUUCCAGGGUAUGUAACCAUGGAAAUAGUAUAAAAAUCAACCAGUGUUGGAAGUAAAGAAGGUGGGUGAUUUACACUGAAUCUUAUGUUAUUUGUUCCUGCUGGGUCAUUGGGAAGACAGAUAGUAUUGGCUAGUAUAAACAAAAGGGGAUUAGGAACCAGGAGAUACACAGCAAGUCAGUGGCAAACCUGGAAAAAAAAAAACAUGUACCACUGGGCAAGUUGCUUGUGGUAUGUCUACACUGCAACAAAAAAUUUGAGGCUACCCCAGCCCAGCUGACUUGGGCUUGCAGAUCUUUCACUACAGGGCUAAAAAAUACAAGUAUGGACAUUCAGGCUUUGGCUGAAGCCCAGGGUCCUGCUCCCAUUGGGUUUCAGAGGACAAUCCUGAGGUCUACACUGCUAUUUGUAACUCUGUAGAGUGUUGACUUGAGUUCUGAGACUCACUGCUAUGAUUUUGGGUUUUUUCCCCCCGUUGUGUCGAUGUAUCCUUAGAUCCUGAUCUUGUUGCCAUGGAAGUGAAUGGCAAAAUGCUCACUGAUUUAAAAGGAAGCAAAAUCAGGCUUGUAACUUGCUAUACCUCAGUUUACCCAUCUGUAAAAUGGGAUAACGCCACCAAACUUUGUAAAUCACUUUGAGAUAUUAAGAUGAAAGGUGCUAAAGAAGUGCAAAGUAUUACUAAUAUUUAUUUAUGUA